GACUACAUUUUACUUCUGUUAUCUAAUUUGCUUUUUUAUUUUGGUGUCAUUUGAAAAGCAUACCUAGGUAGGCUUAGGAGUAUCAAUAUAUAACUUGGAGCAGCUGGGGAUUGGUGGCUGCAUAUUUAUGCCUCUUGUCAUUGGCACAUUUAAUGUCUUCAGUUAGCACCUAGUAAUGCAUUGCAUAUCCUUCAACAAAGAAAACCAAGAGAAUGAAGCAAAUUUAAUAAUAGCAGUAAAUUGGACCUGCAACCUGUCAAUUUAAUCGUAAAUUUAAGCUGCCUCUGUCAGGUUCAUAUAUAUGUUUCUUGGGCGUAUCAUAGCAACUGCCUCACCAGCCUCUGACCUCACCGCAUGUCACUGAUACUUGGUCUGCAUAGAGCACCCCGGAAGUUGUUUGCAUAUUCUGCAUUGCCUGCUAUUGAGUGCCAAAUCUGUAACAUAUUUCAUUCCUUGUUGCAAUUCACAGGAUCUAACAGUGCAGAUGUGGUGUGUGCUAGUGAGACAGAGGUGGGUGAGCGAGAGGAGAAGGCCAUCAAGCAGGACGCCAGCCAUCAUGACCUCUGUGUAGGUGAAAACCGCACUAAAGCUGCUUGGCGUGUGGGGAAUAAGCUGGGACCUGAGCAGCAGCAAAUCUGUGAUGUUACCAGUACAGGCUCUUCUCACCUCCACACUCCUGAUACUGGAUUGCUUGGCGUGUCCAAGAAGGAGAAAGGUAGGGAAGGGGUGUCUACACUGUCAGCCAAUCCAGGUAUCAAUGGCUCUUUACUUUGCUGCUCACAGAUCCAGCCCUUGUUUCCGUUAUAUCCAGCAAUAACGAUCUUCAAACAAUCUACAUACAGGCUUCACAGGUGUCUUAGUACUCAAAUAACAACAGCUGACAAUGGCAUACGGAUGUGGCAAGGAGGAUGUGCGCUUCCAAAAACUGGCAAGUCCAGAGCAAGGUUAAGAAGAGCGGGGUGACAUCCAUAUAGUGUAUAAUAAAACGUAGUGUUUAUUGGAAACAACAAUAAAAAGUCCACACGCUACACACGCAGCUUUUUAAUAAUAUAUUUGCAUAUAGCUGUAAUAAGAUAUAUUUUAUUUAUUUUUUUACUAUACACCCUUGUUACUUUUAUAAUAUUAAUUUCCUUCAGAUCUUGACAUAUAUUCCUGUAUACUCCUUUUUCUUCCACACCAGAUGUUAUCUCACAAACUAACUAGAGAAGAGUUCCUUUCAAUAUAAGCCGACCUGUAGAUAUAGGUUAAGAUACAAACGGCUCCCCAUUUCACAGAUGAAUUAGGGUGUGCACAAACCCCUAAUAUGAACCCUAACACCAGUGCAAUGGAGCCCAGAUGAUAAGCGUCUAAGCUCAAUAGCAUCCACUAUGCGGAAGGGCAAAGUCACCCCCCCCCCGUCUGCUACUGCAGCUCUACCUCUCUUUAAGAACAGGGACACAUCAGACUCAGCAGACUGUCACUUGCGUCGAGGAAACCACAGCUCCGGUGUGGAUAACUGCCUCUGUCCUCGCUGUCUGUGUGCGUUGUAUCUUCCAGGUAUGACAUCAUCCGAUGGGCGUUGUAAGCACUGGCAAAUAGGGGUUUACUUCGUCUAAGUGCUGUUUCUCUGAAUCCGGUAGGAUAAAUAGCCGUGAUGCUGGGAAAACGAGUCCAGGGCCGGAAAAAGGACUCCUUGUAGUCCGUAAUGCAAAAAUUGAAAAAAGGAUAGCCUUGGAAUCUGAAAAGUAUAAAAAUACUCCAAACUUUAUUAGACACGUUAGGCUAAAAAUUGCCAAUACAGGAUACAAAAAAAUCACAGGACUAACAGAUCCUAUGCGUUUCGGCAGUUGCCGUAUCUGAGAAUUUCACUAAAGUCAGUGUCCCUGUGUUUAGCAUAGUGGGUUACUGUAUAGACUGGGGUCUGAGAGACCCGGGUUCAAAUCCAGGAACAGGCCGGUUGCAAUUCUCUCUCUCUCAUAUUCUCUCUCAUUCUCCCUCAUA
Molecule: messenger RNA, 1980 nt
Organism: Bombina bombina (fire-bellied toad)
Lineage: Eukaryota; Metazoa; Chordata; Amphibia; Anura; Bombinatoridae
Exons: 3
Coding region: 355-963 (202 amino acids)
Source: RefSeq, a predicted model, not a curated record